AUGGAUGUUGUCAUGCGAGACACUGACACUCGUCGUAAUGCAGGUCCAAACUUUGGCAUGAAUCCAGUAGUUCCAGUGAACGAAUGUACAUAUGAAACUACAUUCUGGCCUCAAAUAUCUGGUUUCGUUAAACUUGCUCUACGAUCAGAAUUGCAAAUUGAACGACCUUUACAUACUUAUUCACAUGAGGAACUAUACAGGUGUAUAUACUGGAUGUGUUGGCAAGGCUUUCAGAAAAAGCUCCACAAGGAUCUUUUGACUGUGAUUGAUGAAAGUUUGGCAGAGCUCAAUGUGCAACUCGAUAUUAUUGAUCAACCAGAUAAAUGGAUCUUGAAAUUUGCAGAGAUUAGUAGAAAUCACGCAAGGGCUGCCGAUAUAUUGUCCAGUAUCUUUGCCUAUUUGGAUAAAACCUAUAUUCAAUAUUUCCUUCAUGACAAUUUAAAGAAGAUCCUUUUCGAUCAAUAUAAGCUGCUUAUUAUCGAUAAAUCGGAAAGGCGAAUUAUGUACAUCUUUGGUCUUGUGCUGGAUAUCCCGGAAAAAUUUGAUACAAAUGUUGUAUUUGAGGCUGUUAGCUCGUUAUUUAAGAUAAAUUCUGAUUUGAUCUAUCUAAAUCCGACACUCUUUAAGAAUCAUAUUCCCGAAAAUCAAAUGCCAUGCAAUCUUGAAGGAGCUCGAAUUAAACAUCAACAAUUGGAGACUAAAUAUCAAAUCGAGGAUUUAAAGAAAAAAGGCUGGGAAGCGGGAAUUUCACAACUCAAGAGAAGUGCAAGUCAGGUGGUUGAUGAAAAUGAAAAGAUCGGAGAAAUUUCGGCCAAGCGCAUUCGCUAG
Molecule: messenger RNA, 828 nt
Organism: Ambispora gerdemannii
Lineage: Eukaryota; Fungi; Glomeromycota; Glomeromycetes; Archaeosporales; Ambisporaceae
Source: the annotation of a GenBank genome assembly